Papaver somniferum (opium poppy) is the source of this 2788-nucleotide messenger RNA. RefSeq lists its product as uncharacterized. The transcript has 3 exons. Gene Ontology annotation, molecular function: protein binding. Bases 1065 to 2726 code for a protein of 553 amino acids. The record is from RefSeq and is a predicted model, not a curated record. NCBI's taxonomy places the organism in Eukaryota, Viridiplantae, Streptophyta, Magnoliopsida, Ranunculales, Papaveraceae.
UGGCCGUUUUUAUUCUUCGUUCUUCUCUUUCUGAAACUCCGUUUCUCAGGUCUCUCCAACUCUAAGAAGAUACAGUGUUGGAUCACAACCAAUGAGUUUGAGCUUAAAAGGGCUAAUAACUCUAAGAAGAUACAGUGUCAAGGAUAUAUGUGCCACCCAGAACUUCAAAAGCAGGAUCAGGGAUCACUACAAGUCCAACAUCAGUGCAUAUGUCUCUUGAUCUACUCAGAUGAUCAAGGAAUCAGGGUUUGAAUUAUCUGAUUUGACUAUCGAAAAUGUGUGUGAUCCAGUUCAUAUCUCUGUUUGUCAUCCCUCUGAAAAUUGCAUGAAUUGAUGAUUUCUGAUCUGAUAUCGAGUGAAGAUCCCAAACUUCUAUUGAAGCACUAUAUUAUUAGGGCAAGCUCGACUCGAUCAACUGACGGAUAUGGAAAUGAGGCCUUAAAUUAUAGGAUGUGUUGUGCCUGCAGGCUGUGGAUAGUUUUCGUGUGUACAAGGUAAAGAGAAUGUAUUCAUGGUUUUCAGAUUCGUCACAGCAAGUUUUUCUUUUUUUUUUUGGUGUCAGUACGUGUCAGGGGUAGGCAUAUUAAUGCUGCAGAUACGGCUCUAGACUCAGUAGCUUAAUUUUAGGAACAAAAUAUUAUUGGAUUACUGGGUUUUAUUAGGUUAUUAUUGUUAUAACAGCUGUCAAUAUAAAUCUAUACCUAACUUAGGUAGCUUAAUUUUAGGAACAAAAUAUUAGUUUUCAAUGUUAGGAAACUAGCUUAAUUUUAGGAACGAAAUAUUAGUUCCAAAUCUUUCUACCGAUCUUCCUCAAGGCCAUCCACUUUUUCUCUUUAUAUAGUAUAUAUGCAUUUAUUUUGUUAAGUUUGCUACCUUAUAUUAUUUAUGGUAAACUACUUAUCAGUUAUCAGAAUUGUGUAUACUGUGGCCCCCUUAUUCUAAUUUCUGAAGUUGACGUACACUGGGGUUCAGUUCCAACAGUAGACGAACAAAAGCUCAUCUGUUUCAGCUUCAUAAGACAUUGGACUGAAUACUUCUGGGACUAGUAAGCUUUUGACACUCAAAUGGCGACUCAGAAGAGUUUUGAAGAAGAACAUGGUGAACUCAUGGUAACAACUUGCUCGUUAUUUCGGUUUUAUAAGAAGUUAGGAAUUUCGUUACCCAAAACUAUUGAUAUUACUUCUGGUACAAGUUCUGAACAUCAAAUGGGGGUAAAGAAGAGUUUUGCAGAGGAACUUGUUCAAUGCCUAGUAACAGCUUGCCUAUCUUCUUUUAUUCGUUACCAAUUGGGAGUUUUCUGGACCAAAACUAAUCUCUGUUGCACGAGUUUUGAAGCUAAUUUAUUGUCGAGUUUUGAAGCUAAGUUAUUGUUGAACAAGAGUUUCGAAGAACACAAAGAUUAUUGUAGGGUCCUGUUAUCCAAAGCUACUGCUUUUCCAGGGCAUAAAGAUCGAAUGGGGUUGAAGAAUUUUCUCAAUGAUGGGCAUGAAGAGCACAUAGUAAAAGCUUGCUCAUUGUUUCCGAUUGACAGGGAUUUUGCGAGUUUGUUACCCGGGACUACUGUAGCUUACAGAUUCAAGGAUCAAGUAAGAUUGAAGAAAAGUUUUGGAGAAUUUGAAGAACGCGUUGUGCAACUGACACAAAGCUUGCCAUACGAAAUUCUGGUAUCUGAGAUUUUAACAAGAGUGUCCAUUGGUACUCUUCUACGUCAAUGUCAAUGGGUCUGCAGAGAUUGGCAUAAGCUCAUUCAUGAAAGCAACUUCCAGCUCAUCCACUCUCAAAGGACAAGAAUUGAAUCAGGUUGCUUCGUUUUCAUUCAACAUAAAAGUCGGAGCAUAGCUGAUUCCGUUGUAUUCGUCCCAUUGAACCAUGAUCUUUCUAGUCCCUCACUGAUUCCAUCUCCUAUCAGAUUUCUGCCAUCACACGUUAAGAUUUUAGGUUCCUCUCCGUGUGGUUCCCUGCUUUGUUUUGUUACUGUCGACAAAUUACAUACAAGUCAGAGUAUUCCUAUUUUCUACAUAUGUAAACCAGCAACUCGUGAAUGGAGAAAGAUACCAAACCCUAGAACCAGAUUUGGAACUUUGGGAAUGAGAAUAGUAGUGACACAAACUUACCCUAAGUUGCAAUACAAGAUAGUUCGUUUGUCAAAACCGAGAGGUGAAUUGGGUUACCAUUGCGAGAUAUUUGAUUCGAACACUUGGGUUUGGAAGAGAUUGGCGGAUGUGGAUCCUCUUUGUGGUUUUGGUGAUGUAUUUGGUGGUGUUUAUAUGAAUGAGUGUUUACAUUGGAUCAGUAAUAAGCUUCAAAUCCAUGUUUUAUCCAUAGAACAUGAGACAUGGGCUACAACUAUCCAACUUCCUCCUGAUAUCAUUGAAAGCGAAUUAUAUAUUGGGUAUUUGUUAGUUUUAAUCGACGGAAAGAUGGGAGUAAUGAUCAGUAACAUGGAGUAUAUGGAACUAUGGGUGUUGCGAAAUUACUUCAGUCCUACUCUUAAUAAUUGGAAGAGGGAGUACCGCAGGGACUUGAGACCACUCCAUCGCGAAGUUGGGCCAUGUGAUCCAAGUGCUGUGUUGCCGAAUGGCAUCAUAAUACUGAUUAAAGGGAGGCCGAACUGCUGUGGUAUAUCGUACAACACCAAGGAUGAUACUUACACCAUUUUACACUUUCCAGAAUCGGCGUCAGGGGCUGAAGUUUUUCCAUUCGAAUCAAGAUUUUGUUACAUAUAGUUUCAGCUCAUGUGGUCGUUGAUGAUUAUUUAUAUUUUCAUUAUUCUCCUCAUAUGUUUUCA